Molecule: messenger RNA, 2156 nt
Organism: Strongylocentrotus purpuratus (purple sea urchin)
Lineage: Eukaryota; Metazoa; Echinodermata; Echinoidea; Camarodonta; Strongylocentrotidae
Product: heparan sulfate glucosamine 3-O-sulfotransferase 1
Exons: 2
Coding region: 453-1625 (390 amino acids)
Molecular function (GO): [heparan sulfate]-glucosamine 3-sulfotransferase activity
Source: RefSeq, a predicted model, not a curated record
UGUUUGUUCGCUUUUAAAUUGCCAAUGUUUGCCAACCAGAAGGCGAAGCCUAACAAUGCCGCGAGAAAACUGUAUAGUUGCACCAUCUCCAUGGUUGCACAGAUCUACUUUACGUAAUACAUGCCACGAUAGAUAACGUGCAAGACACUUUCUCUCUCUAGAAUAAAAGAUGUUGUUCCCAUGAUUCCCAUGAAGUACAACCUGCAUAAUCAUACAUGUACAUUCACCUCAGAUACUGGCAAGGUCCUGCUAUAUAACGUUCUAUCUAAGAGGGGACUGCAGUACGAACUACGGAAUAAUCCUGCAAUGUUGGAGAAAUUUUAAACGAAGCUGAAAUUGUAAUAAAGUUGAAGAAGACCGAAAAGGAAUUUGGUAUUGAUGGUUGCUACCGGUGUAUGAACACACGAGGACCUCUUCUUACACUUUCUAAGUUCUAAGAAACAUUUGGAAAGAUGUUGCGAGCCACUUUAAAGAAGAAUCGCACAUUUGGCGCUAUUGUUAUCCUGAUACUUUUACAGAUGUACUACAUGUUUUCUCCAACGCUUAAUGUCUCGGAGAAAACUACAUCAGAGGCAUUAAAUCGGAGAAACAACCCAGUUUGUACUGACAAUCAACAGCCACCUAGGCAGCCAGACGAUCGGAAUAAAACGUUGUCGAAGGUAUUAAACGUGACAGACGCACCGGCUAUCAACGAUAUCGCCAAGGACAUUCACAAGUACACCUCCAAGUCUGAUAUAAAAAUGAAAGAGCCGGAGGUAUUUUACGGAGACUGCUACGCUUACUCAAUUGCAGGGAUGACGAAGCGAACCCCAGAAAUCAUGAACAUGAAUGGCUGCGAGAAGCGUCUUCCGAAAGCCAUGAUAAGAGGGAUUAAAAAGUGCGGUACGGGGAUACUGACGAAAUACUUAUCCCUCCACCCUGUGGUAGUUAUCGAAGGAGAAGUACUUGCUCCUCCGGGGCCACACUUUACGGCCGAUGCCCUUGACAAGUGGCGUUUGAGGAUGAAGUGGUCCAGUCCAAGAAUGUUAUCUAUGACGGGGAAGCCGAUGGGAUUUACUUCCGGCAACAUAAAAAAUCUGCUGGAUCAAAACGCCAAAGUGAUCAUAAUAAUCCGUGAUCCUGUUGUACGUGCUAUCUCUGAUUAUGUCCACGAAAGAGGCAUUUUACUACAAAAAUCAUCGAAAGCUCUUCUUCCACCAUUUAAUGAGAUGGUAAUCAAACCAGAGACAGGUGAGAUCAAUGGUAACGUUUCUAUUAUUGCCAACGGGAGGUACAUUGACAAAUAUCAAAAGAUGAAGAACAAUUUUGGACCUGACCGGGUGCUUGUACUUGAUGGCGAGGCCUUCAUCCAAGAUCCUCUACCGAUCAUGAAACAAACGGAAAGGUUCCUUGGCCUUUCUCCGUUUUUUAAGCGUGAACAUUUUCAGAAAAGCCCCGAGACCGGAUUUUACUGUGCGAAUGUUCGAGAGAGGCCGCACAUCGCGUGCGCCAAUCCUAAAAUAAAAGGGCGCCCUCACCCCGAAAUAAACGAUGCUAUAUCAAAGAAGUUGUAUGAUUAUUAUCGUCCAUUUUCUCUAGAACUGGCCAAGAAAGCAGGAAUUGACUUUCCAUGGUUGUUUCAGUGAAGCAUGAGGGACACGUGAUAAGUACAAGAGAGUGUGAAGUUAUUUCAUAAGUAUAGGCCUACCUUACACAAGCUCUUUGCAAGGUUCACAUGUAAUGAGCUCACGUCCUUUACCAUGUAUUUAACCCAUAUUAUUAUACUCGUGACAGGCCUACACUGUAGAUUAUAUAUCAAGAUAUAUAUUUAGCUUUACCUUCAAUCAAACUGAUCAAAAGGUGAUAUUAGAAUUAGAGUUCGAAUGUAAAACAAUAAUCGAUUCUUAAAGUUUUUUCUAACAACUUCAUUAGAAAUGUUCAUAUUUAUCGAAGGCCUAUUUGGGGUCUUAUAUUUUUUUGUAAUCCAUGUUUAAUCAUCUGAUACUCAUGAUAUAUUUUUUUAUAAUGAUUUCGAUAACUUUCAGCGUAUAAUACUCGUAAUAAAAUAAGUAUUUCCAUUUUCUAAUCAAUCAUUCAAGAUUGAUUUGACUAAAGUUUUUGAUGAUCACGAAUUUGUAUUCUUUUAAAUAAAAAUGUAAUUUAAACAAAUGCUAAAA